Hirsutella rhossiliensis is the source of this 3507-nucleotide messenger RNA. RefSeq names its product kinase. The coding region runs from base 1 to 3507 and encodes 1168 amino acids. The transcript is spliced from 3 exons. Gene Ontology annotation, biological process: protein phosphorylation; mitotic spindle assembly checkpoint signaling; meiotic sister chromatid cohesion, centromeric. NCBI's taxonomy places the organism in Eukaryota, Fungi, Ascomycota, Sordariomycetes, Hypocreales, Ophiocordycipitaceae. Gene Ontology annotation, molecular function: protein kinase activity; ATP binding. The record is from RefSeq and is a predicted model, not a curated record.
AUGCCGGCUUCAGAGGACCUCAUCAACUUUGAUGUGAUUGAGAGUCACAAGGAGAACAUUCAAUCUCUGCCGGGCGGCCGCUCGGCAAAGAAGCUGGCCGAACUCUACUCGCCGUCUCCCCUGCACAAGCUCACCACGCCCACGCCCUCAGACACCAAGAACGUUAACGACUGCAUCCGUGCAGAGUAUGAGGCCGAGAUCAAGAGCAUCUCCGAGUCAGACGACCCUCUCGACAUAUUCGACCGAUACGUGCGGUGGACGCUCGACGCGUACCCGUCGGCACAGGCAACGCCGCAGUCGCAGCUACACACGCUCCUUGAGCGAGCCACCAAGGCUUUCAUCUCGUCGGCCCAAUACAAGAACGAUCCGCGGUACUUAAAGCUAUGGAUGCAAUACAUCCACUUCUUCUCCGACUCCCCGCGAGAGGCGUACCUGUUCCUCUCUCGCCACGGCAUCGGGGAGGGGCUCGCGCUCUUCUACGAGGAAUACGCGGCAUGGCUUGAGGGCGCAGGCCGCUGGGCGCAGGCCGAGGAGGUCUACAAGCUCGGCAUCGAGCGAGAUGCUCGUCCGGUCCAGCGGCUGCUGCGCAAGUCCAAGGAGUUCGAGGAGAGACUCGCCCAACAGCCAGAAGCGGCGGCCGCCCCGUCGUCGCCCGCGCUGCCUACUGUUCGCCCGGCGCUGGCGGCGAAAACGGAUCCGUUCAGUUCCUCGGCGCGGCCCGCGGAUCCUCAGGCGCCGCGACAGGGUAGCGACGUUGGUGGCGCCAUAUCGAGGCCAGCCAAGUCGAAGCUCGCCAUCUUCUCCGACGCUGACGCGAAGCCGGCGGCCCUUUCGACAAUGGGCGAAGGGUCCCGUGGAUGGGACACCAUCGGCUCCAUCGUGGAUCGUAAGAAGGAAAACACACUGGAACCCAAGCCUUGGGUGGGGGAAACGCUCAAGGCGGGUGUGAAGAAGGGAGCUGCACCGAAAAUGACAGUGUUCAGAGAUGCGUCUCUCUCGCAAAUUAACAACAUUGUCGUUGUCCCGUCCAAGAACCAAGUGACGAUACAUCCACAGACGGGUAAGAAGGAGUGCAUCUACGUUGAGCUGGCAGCCAUCUAUCCCGCCCCCGAGCAGCAGGGGAUGGAACUGAGCUUCGAGGAGAUUGUUGCUGCGAACCGGGGCUGGCUCGAUCACAUCUGGGACGAUGAGUUGGUUGACGAGAGCCGGGUUUCGGAGCCCGAAUCCCAGUUGCACGAGAUUGAGGAGCUCAGCAGAGAUGUGGUCAACAAGCUUCAAGUCCACCAAGAUCGCGUCCGGUACGACGAAAACGGCGUCGUCAUGGAACCCCCGCGCGACUCUCGGCUGGGCAAGAAGAAGAAGGUGAUGGAGGUGAAUGAGACUCAAAUAAUCAAAGCAAAGCUGGACUCGCCCUCGGGCCCGAAACUCCGCAAGAAGAACACGUCGGAGCCGACAAUGACACUCCACACCAAGGCUGCUACUGACGACAUAUACGACAUUUUCAAUGCGCCUCUCCAGAACUCCGGCGCCCAGGACGAGGCGGAUAGCGCCGAUGAAGAAGACUACGAGACUGAUGGCGACUGCACAACCGAUGCCGAGAGCACCGGCACAACCAGAGCGGUGGAUACCAGUCAACAUGAAGAAGACGAAGCCUCUGAUGUGAAAAGCGUGAGCGAGUGGUCCGACUUUGCGACCCACAAACACAUUCCAGAUAUCGAGAGAGGGCAGGAGGUCGAGAGAGCGGAUGACGAGGUGGUGCCUGACGAGAGGCAGACAUGCAGUCUCGACAUGGCCGAUGCCGAGGACACGCCGCCGCAGGGCGAGGACGAGCAAGACGAGCCCGUCGCCGAAGGGGAAUCGCCGCCGAGGACGCGUACGAUUUAUGUUCCGCUCCCGCCCGAGGAUUACGAUCCGCCUACUCGUCCGUAUAGGGACCCGGUCGAGGUGGCCAAUAGUCGACUCCCGUUCAUGACUCCGAUCACGGAGCGGACAGAAUGUUCCCUAGACGUUGAUGCCGAGCGGCAGAGGCAGCAUAAGACGCCAUGCAAAGGCGAGCUGUCCUCGCCUAUGCUGCAGGAGCCUCUCGCCCUGGAACCGCUCAGCAGUCCGCUGCAGGAGAUUGAGAACAACGAGUCGACAAUCCCUCGGGUUCCAGCAUCGCCAAUGCCAAUGUCUGCAGCCCCGGGAAAAGAGACCCACAAACCGCUGCCUGCCAAGGGUCCGGUAGUCCACGACAAGCAGUGCAAUCCGGUUGAUGAGGCUAUCCGUCGGGACAUUCUCGACAACGCGAGCCCCCCCCUGGCAUCCUACGGUGGUUUCUACGACCAUGGAGACGAUAAGUACGAGCGAGGGGGCGAGAUUCGCAGGUUUGCCAAGGCUCUGAGCAAGGCCAGCAAAAGCGGCGCGGACAAGUCUGCGAACCCCCCCGAUGCCGUCGCCAUUCAGUUUCCAGGCGUAGAAGCCGUGUACAGCCUGAAGCGAGAGCUGGGCGCCGGUGCCUUUGCGCCCGUCUACCUGGUGGAGAAUUCGGCGCCGGAUAAAGAGACGGACGAUGGCGCCGUGGCAGUCAUGGGCAAAGGCGCUUUCGCCGUCAGCCACCGCAGCAAGCUCGAGGCCCUCAAGAUGGAGUCUCCCCCGACCCCGUGGGAGUUUUACCUGAUGCGUGUGGCUCACACGCGCCUGGGCCCUCAGCACCGAGCCACGGCGUCCCUGUCGUACGCGCAUGAGAUGCACCUCUACCAGGACGAGGCCUUCUUAUUCCUUCCCUACCACGCGCACGGCACGCUGCUCGACAUUGUCAAUCUCUUCCGCACCGAGCCGUCGGGCGUCAUGGACGAGCUGCUGGCCAUGUUUUUCACCGUCGAGCUGCUGCGGACCGUUGAGGCGCUUCACUCCAAGGGCGUCAUGCACGGCGAUCUCAAGCCGGACAACUGCCUGCUUCGGCUGGACGCCGCAGCCUCGGAGCAACCGCAGGGGCUGGCGGCGCAGUGGAGGGCCGACGGCGGCGGUGGCUGGUCGUCGAGGGGCCUUGUGCUGAUCGACUUUGGACGCGCCAUCGACAUGAAGGCGUUUGUGCCCGACGUCGAGUUCAUCGCCGACUGGAAGACGAGUACGCAGGACUGCGCCGAGAUGCGCGAGGGCCGCCCGUGGACGUGGCAGAUUGACUACCACGGGCUGGCCGGCACCGUGCACUGCCUCCUGUUCGGCAAGUACAUGGAGACAGCGCGAUGUGACCAGGGCGGGCUGGGCAAGACGGGACGCAAGUACAGGAUCCGCGAGAGCCUCAAGCGCUACUGGCAGACGGACCUCUGGGGCGAUCUGCUCGAGGUGCUGCUCAACCCAGGCUCGUUCCUCGAGGCCGAAGAGGGCGGGCGCAUGCCGGUGCUCAGGUCCAUGAGGGGCGUGCGCGAGCGCAUGGAGGCGUGGCUCGAGGCCAACUGUGAGAGGGGCGUCGGACUGCGGUCGCUCGUGGGCAAGCUCGAGGCGUAUGCCAAAAGUCGCCGAUGA